AUGUCGUCCUACGCGGCAGACUUCACCGCUCACCUCGCCGGCGCACUCUCGCACAUCGCACCCUCCUUCGUCCAUCCCUCGCCCUCGUCCUCUUCGACCAACCUCGCAGCGCAGGCCACACAGUCUCACGAAGAUGCAGUCGACGCGAGGGAACAGGAGAUGCGGGCCAUCCUCGCCAAACUGCGGCCCUCCUCUUCCUCCUCGUCGCAAAGUGGGGCUGCAUCCACUGCAUCCGCCUCGUCCUCCCUCUCUGGGCGCAAGUCUCACUCGCCAGCGCACUUGAAACCAUCCCAUCUCGCCCACCUCGUCGACGCGGCUUUCCCGCCCUUCCAAGGCCAGGCGUCCACCCCUCUCUCGCCGCAAAUCGAGACGGUCGAGCUCGUCACGCUCGCACAGUUGACGAUCGCGACGUAUGGAGUGGUGCUGAGGGUGCUGAUGGACGAGGCGAACGAGCUCGAGCGGCAUGACGAGUAUUGGGCGGCGGUCGAGAGCGAGGCGUGGAAUACGGCGCUCUACCUCGUGCAGUCCACCCCCGUCCGCGCCUUCUCGCUCGCCAACGUCACCCUCACCCGCCUCCGCCAACUCAUGUCCGGCACGCUCCGCACAACCGAAUCCUCCCCUCCCUCCCUCCUCCACCUGACAACCUGGCGCCGUGCGCUCCCGCCCUCGCUCUUCCUCACCUCUGUAUUCCCGCACCUCACGGGCGGAUCAAGCGGCCUCCCUUCGCUCGAGGACCUCUCGCGCGCAGAACUCGAUCCCGAACCUACUUCUCCCUCUCCCUCCUUCACCACCCCUCAAUCCUCAUCCAACGCACUGUCUUUCUCUCGCGCCACGAAGUUAGGCCGGAAGACAGCCCGCUCACUCCUCUUCCUCACGCUCUCCCCCCUCUCCUUGACGCGUGACGAAGUCGCGACCUACCGCACCAAGAUCCGCGACGAGAGGGACGAAUUGGCGAGACGGAUUGGAGAGUUGACGCUCCGCGCGCAGGAGAGUGAGGUGGGCGAGCUGCUCGAGGAGGGCAGGGGAAAGAGGGGCGUCAAGAGGGAGUUGAGGAAGAAGCCGGGGCUUGCGCAGCUCUUCUCUGUUUCGAGGCAAGGAGCGAAGGAGGGACAAGUCGAGUUGGGCUUGGAGGAUGUGAGGCAGGCGACGUGGCAGACGUUGAUCCACCUCGACUCAGUCCUUACGCCCUCCUCUGCCGCACCACGGAUGUCCUCGACGCCGAGUCCGCCGGCAACACCAGCCGACCUCGCCCACUCGCUCUCGUACCUCCUGAACCAGACUCUGCCCGCCCACUCGCGCGCUUUCGGCCAGACGUCCCUCCUCCUCUCUCCGCCAGGCUUCUGGACCCGCUCCUGGCCUUACCUCCUCUCCAUCCCUCUCCUCUCAUCCCUCGUCGCGAGGGCAGUCUACAACCACCGUCUCACGCUGCACCAAUACGCCCUCGACGCAGCCUCGACCAUCAAAGGCUUCCUCUUCGACUGGGUCCUCGAGCCAGUCCGGAAGAUCCUCGAUACCCUUCGCGGCGGAUCAGCAGACGAAGUUGCCCUUAUGGGCCGCGAGAGUCUGAGGAGCGAUUUGGAGAGCUUGGAGAGGAUGGUCGUGGAUUUCGCGAGGGAUGAGUGGGGGUUGAGUGGGAGGGAGACGGACGAGUUGGCGAGGAAAGUUAGGGUGGGCGAUUUGACCGAGGUAUUGAAGGUGUGGGAGGAGGACAUCAAGUCACCCAUCAAAUCCACCCUCCGUGGCUCUCUAAUCCGCACCCUCCUGAUCCAAGUCCAAAAAGUCAAAGUCGACGUCGCGCUGGCCACCUCGGGCAUCGAAAAGAUGCUCAAGUCCCAACAGUUGACGUUUGCGUUUGUCGGUGUCGCUCCGAGUAUGCUUGUGCUUGCGCUGGUGGGCAGGUGGCUUAGGGGGUUGGUUAGGCGCGAUAGGGGCAGUGGGAAGAAGAGGAGGGAGGAGAAGAAGAGGUGUUGGUUGGUGGUCAGGCAACUCGACAUCCUCCUCUCCUCUCGCUCUUCCUCCUCCUCCGCCUCCGACUCCACCUCCGCCGCCCAAACCCAAGGCCACCUCCUCCUCUCCCUCUCGCGUCUCCGCUCGCACACCUCCACCCCCUCCUUCCCCUCGCACGACACCCAGCUACUCGCUUCUUUCCUCGCGGAUAUCCGUGCGCUGGAGGAGAGGGGCGCGAGAGCGGUAGAGGGCGAGAGGAGGGAGUUGGUUGGACGGGUGAGGGAGUGGGCGAGGGCGUUGAGGUGGGAUGAGGGGAUUCGCGUGUAG
Messenger RNA from Rhodotorula toruloides NP11, 2274 nucleotides. RefSeq names its product nuclear control of ATPase protein. The transcript has 4 exons. Lineage: Eukaryota; Fungi; Basidiomycota; Microbotryomycetes; Sporidiobolales; Sporidiobolaceae. Gene Ontology annotation, cellular component: mitochondrial outer membrane. The record is from RefSeq and is a predicted model, not a curated record. The coding region runs from base 1 to 2274 and encodes 757 amino acids.